AAUGCUUGUUAUUGGGAGCUUUUCUAGCAUAACAGCACUAGUCAGAGUUUACACAUUGGCCUUCCAGGUCUUAGGAAUUACUGCCGUAAUGGAAGAUCGGAAGCCUGUAACAUACUGCUUCCCCCACCACUGGGUUCUUUUUGAGCUUCUGAAUUGCUGAAAGAUGAGAUGAGAAUUGCAACGAAGCCUGGAGGAGCAUGCGCUUUCUUUAUGCCGCGAUGCUACUUAGCGCACUCUGCUACCAGAAGUCGUCUUUAUCUCCGCCCACAGGAAGGAAGAAUUGGGCUCAAAAUUCCUCAGCAGGUGAAGCGAAGAGGCUGACUCUUUCACCUCUUUAGGAGAGCGCUUUUAUUCUACUUCAAAUAUCACAGCUGUGCUCCCCUCGUCCAAUCAGCAGGCAUUGCGGGCGACCGGAUGUCCUUUCCCUCUCCCGAAGGCACCCAAUCUGGAGCCUUUUCGGUGUGUUCAGUCGUACCGCCUGGGCGGAAAGGGCGGGCCUCAUUGCACAGAACCCUGAGGGAGAGUCGCGAAGAAGCUUCUUGCGCCUGCGCACAGUGACCCAGUUUCCUUUUCAUCUUUCUCCCUCUACCCUCGGUCAAUCUUCCUGCCACUACUGAGCACAAUACGAAGGGAAGGCGUAGAGUUCGGCCGCCGCCUGGGCCGCUCUUUGCUCCGCGAGGCAGCCUCUUGUUUGGGUAGAGAAGAGGUAGGCUAAGCUUUUCCCUCAGGGCUCGCCGUUGUUAGUCUAGUUGAUGCUGGGUCGAAGAUCCCUUGGAGCUCUGAGACAGGGGAGAGAAGGAAAGGAGGCAGAUCUGCUCCCGGUUCUGUUUGGCCGUUGGUCUCCAAGGCUUCGUCUAGAGCAGGUUGCGGGCUGCGGGGUCUCGGGCCAGCUGUCAGAAUAGCAGCUGGAGCAAGGGCAGCGCUGUCUGCCAGCGGCUGUGGAAGAGAGAGGGGCGGGAUUCGCGCCCUCUAGUAGGGGGCGGGGCUUGUGGAACGCGUCGUCACAGCCCCUCUCCUUCCUUCUUACCCUCCUCCUGGGGCCCAUCCCACCUAAUAUUCCGGACCCUACUUCCCUCACCGCGUUUUCGCGAGGAAAGCGCUUUGUAAAUCUUAAAGCGCUAAGAAAAACGUUUAUUUUGGUAAGAAUGAGGUCCCAUUCUGAGUAUUCAUUUGGAUGACACCUGUGGCUCUCCUGAUAACAUUUCCUUUUGCUGGUGACAUUUAAAAAAAAUCUUAUCUCCACCAUUCUCAAUUUUGUGAGCAGGAUUUAAGUGUGAUGGAAAACUUUCGACUAAUAGCUGAUGAAUCAUUUCCAAGUCCCUUAACUAAUUCACUGACCAGUAACAACAGCAGGAUUUUAGAAAAUAUCAGCUUUUCUUCGAAUCUUGGCCUACCAGUCGCUGUUUCAACAGUUGAUAGAAAUAGAUACUGCUGUGAUGAUAGAUACUCUUCUAUUCAGGCAACUUACAUAGGAGGAGAGAGAUUUUCAAUUGCUUCUGAAUCAUCUUAUGGUAGUCAGUUAGACUUUGAACCAAAAGAGAAGUUUCAUCUUAGCUACUGGGAUAGGAUGCCAGAUGUCAAUAGACUUUCUGGAAAUCAACGAAUAUCAGAUACUUUCAAGAAAGAACUGUCUUACCAGAGUGAGAAUAUCGACACAUUGCCAGAUGAGAAUAUUAGAGCUGAACAUUCCAUUCAGGGCAAAGAUAGUUUUGGAAGGAUUUCAUCACUGGAUCAGGUGAAAGAUUUAUCCACUGAUGUGUGUUUCUUCCCAGAUUUGAGAAGCAGAGAAAGCAAGAUCAAUCCCCGUAGACCAUUAUUUGAUGAAGAAGGAAGCCUUUUGGAAAAUGAGAAGUUAAUAUCAUUUAGAAGCUUGGGAGACUCUUCUGAUGAAGACAUUGAUGAUGAAGAGUUUUAUGAUGAUCAUUUGGAAGAGUAUUUUCAACAGUUAGCAUUCCCAGAAAUGCUAAGAGAAGAUCAGGAAGAACAGGAACUUUUGGAAUCUAGCCCAACUUUUAAGCAAUCAAGUGAUCAGACCAGCCAGGUGAAUGCAAAUAAUAGUCCAAGCUAUAGACCCAAAUCUGAAGAUAACAUCUCUGUGUAUUCUCUUGGAACACAAAUUGUUAUGAAAUCUGAACUUAACUCCAGACAGAGUGAAGAGAGUCCUGAGAAUGAAGGCUGUACUGAAGAAAAAAGAAUUAUGGAUAAUGUGCCAUUGUUUCCUUCUAAUACUUGGGAAAUUGAAGAAAAUGGAUUAAGAGAAGAAAAUGAUGGUUCAUUAUGUAAUCCUUCAGUGAAUAAUGUCCCAUACUGCAAGAACACAAAUAUCAAUCAAGGCAGUUUCGAUCUUCACUCCUUAAAAUUGGGAAUACAGUCUGCUCAUAAAAAUAAGACUGUAUCAGAUUCUGAAGCAGCUGAUGGAUCCUUAGAUGAUACUAUAACUCCAAAAAUAUCCAUUCAGAAAUAUGUGGAUGCAGAUUCUGUGGAACUUCUUGAAAAUGGAUUUAGUUCAGUUGAUGCUUACUGGUCACCUACUACUGAUAGGAGGAUUUGUGAAAAUUGGAAUUCCAGUGAAAAGAAGAAAAAUGGUGCUCUACCACACAGUGUGGUCUAUCAAAAUGAAGAAGGUAAAUGGGUGACUGAUCUUGCUUAUUAUACUUCUUUUGAUGAAGAAAAAGAUUUAAAUCUUUGUAGAGAUAAUGAAGGAAGUGAAAAGUUCAGAACUGGAUCUGAAGCAAUUGCUUUGAUUGCUCAAGAUGAAGAAGAAUUUGAAAGAGAACACAGAUUUAUGCAGGAAGAGAAAAUUGAUCUUCAAAACACUUCAGGUGCUCUAGGGGAUACAUCAUGGAGUGCAUCUGUUAAUUAUAAUUUGUUGAGGAGAUCACUGACCACAUCAGAUAUGGCUGGAGAUGAUGCCAGUUAUUUGCGACUUUCUUUAGGGGAGUUCUUUGGUCAGAGAUCUGAAGCACUUGGCUGCCUUGGAGGAGAUAAUAAUGUAAAAAGGCCAUCGUUUGGUUACUUUAUUACAUCUCCAGAAAAAAGAGAACCUGUAGCUCUAUUGAGGGAAUCUGAUGUGUCAGCAGACAAUUUAGAACGAGAUCAAGAGCAGCAUGUUCUCUUUUCAGAAGAUGUAAAAGAAAAAUCCAGGAAGCCAGUAUGUGAUGGAUCAGUCACAUUUAACAUUGAUGAUUUGGAGACCACUUCACAAACAGAUGAAAAUAAAAAUUUUAAAGAAAGAACAGAGGAUACUUUGGUCCACAAAAGCAACAAUGAAAGAUAUGAGAGCAAGAUUCCUGAUAGUAGUGAUACUAUACUCAAUAUAAGUACCAUUGCUUCAGCUAUUGCUAAUGCUUCAGUGAGUGCUGAUCCUUCCCAAUUAGCUGCUAUGAUAAUGGCACUUUCAAAUAAAAACAAACAGAAGAUUUUUCUAGAAGCUAGUAAUAAAGAGAGGGACUUGUCUUUUGUGAAUCAAAUGCUCCCUAGUCAUUUAGAAAGUAAUGGAACCAAUACAUUUGAUAUGGAAAAAUACCUCAAAAAAACAGAAGUUAGUAGACAUGAAGGCAAUUCUGAUAACUUUUUGAGAACUGGAUUAUCAGGUUUCUGGAAUUUUUCCUUAUCCAAUAAACAGACCACACAAGAUUUUCUUGAAGUAGAUGUACACACUGACAGUGUAAAUGUAAGGGAAGCAGAAGAGAAUCCAGAUGUUAUUUCUAGUAAAGAAACAGAAAUAAUAAGUCAGGAGUCAUUUGGUGUAUCUGACUUAAGUAAAAAUAUUGAAAAACACUGGGAUAACAAACAGUGUAUAGAGAAUAUUCCUGAUAAGAUGAUGACUAAACAUUUAGUACCCAAAACAACCUUGGCAUUUGGUAGAAGUAAUGUAAGAGAAUCCUUAAUGGAUGAUAGUUCAGAGAAUGAUAUUUCACUCAAAGCUAAAUCUUCCUCAUUAAAGCAGAUUGCGAGCAACGAAAUGAGUCCUCUAAAUUCACUCCUUAUUAAUGGGGAUAGAGAAACAGUUGAUAAGAUAUUUUCCACUAAUGCCAAAAUACCAGAUGUUGGUAGAUGUGAAAAACCUGUAUUGAUCCACACCCCAAAGCCUUGUAGUUAUUUGCCAAUAAGGAAUUCUACCACAAUGUUGAACUGGACAUCUAUAGAAUGUAAAGAAAUGCAUGAUGGAGAAACUCAGAAGCGAAAUGAGAGCAAUUGUGAGCCACACAGAAGUGACAAACAUCUGAUCUUUGAAAAAUCUUCUGCUAUUGGAACAAACCACUGUUUAACAAAUUUGAAAGAUAUUUCUCCUAAACGUGAUCUACAGUGUUUAGAAGAUGAACAAUUUAGCUUCAGACCUUCAACUUCACCACUGAUUCAUUCUUCUCCUAGUGAAGUUUCUGAAACACCUAUUUCAGGACUUGAAUCAAAUUUUCUUAGCUCAUCAAUUCAUCUUCAGAAACCUUGUGAUAGUAUUUUAUCCCAGUCCGUAUAUUCAAGUCCAAGUAUGGCUCGGUUAACUUAUGUCUCUGUCCAUGAUAGCGUGGCUGGUGAUAUUUCUGGGAACAGUCAGAGUGAUGCUCCUAGUGAACUUAGUACAACAAUUGUUCGAGCCAGUCCAACUCCUUUGGAAGAGCAAGCUGUAGAAAGUGUCAAAGAAAAGGAGCCAUUACAAAACAAUGAUAAAAUCUCAAGUGUUAAUCCAAGCAGUGUGAAUAAGAACACAGAAACAGACCGACCUAUUACUUGUGAUGACAAAGUUGAAGAUAUACUAUCAAACUCUAAAGUUUCUGAAAACUCUUCUCUUAAAAGCACCCAGCAAUUCACUCAUGAUGAGUUGGGCCAAGUAAUUGAGACUUUACCAAGCAAAUCAUGCGCCUUCCAUCCACCCAUGUCAGCUAAAAUAGAUACACCUGUGUCUUGCCAGGACAGAGUGACCCAAAGUCAAGAAAUAACCUCUACACAUAUGUUACCACUAUAUAGUGGUUCAAGCAGCCACUUUCCAUUGCCUCAGAAUACUUUGGGCGAUCAAUAUGUGUCAGUUCCUGGUAUUAACUCUCAGGCUCCUGCUUCUGAAAUGCAGUCUUUGUCUGGUGCAGUCCCCACACUCCUUAAUAGGAAUUCUCUUACCACACCACCAUUUAAUGCACAGCAAUAUUUGGGAACUGCAUCAACAGGAAAUGUUGCUUUGCCUCAAUAUCAUAUCAGCAGUUCUACAGUUUGUGGUCAUUCAGGAGGAUAUCCUUGUACUGCCAUUCCAGGAGAACAUAUUCAGAAUUCUGUUGCAGUGGGAAUGUUUCUAGGACAUAAUGCUGGUUCUGGAUUACUGGGUCCUACUUCUCUUUGUAAUGCUCAUUCUAAUACUUUAAAUCAGAAUCUUUUAAGUACUACAAAACUGUUUUCUGGGCCACCCAUUGGAACUUAUGGAAUUGAACCAUGGGAAUCACGAAUUGCAUCAAGGUGUGGCAAUGUCAGAGUUCCUGAAGAGCUGAAGUUUCCUCAUGCAUGUUGUGUGGGCAUUGCUUCUCAAACCAGUCUUAGUAUUUUUAAUCCCACUGAUCGUUGGUCACAAGUCAACAUUGGAAUACUUUGCAUUACUGUUGAUGGUGAAAAGAUAGAUCUCUCAACAUGCCGUUAUUUGGUUUUUAAGAAUAAAACUGUUAUAGGACCACAUUCUACGGAAGAAAUAAAAGUGCUUUUUAUGCCAACCCACCCUGGGAUUUUCAGAUGUAUAUUAAGAGUUUCUUCCUGGCCUGUUUCAUCAGAUCUGGAUACAAUAGCACAGGCAGAAGCUUUAGCAAGUAGGGUUGUUUUAACAGCUAUUGCUGAAAAUCCUGUGAUAGAGGUGGAACCAGGCAAGGCAGACAUCCUUGAUUUUGGAGAUCUAACUUAUGGAAGUUGGAAAGUUCUUCCAUUAAAGUUGAUAAAUAAGACUCAUGCUGUUAUUCCAGUUAGGCUCAUCAUCAAUGCAAAUGCUAUAGCUUGGCGUUGUUUUACAUUUUCUAAAGAACCAGUUAAUGUUGCUUUAGAAACUGCUUUUCAAAGUGAUCUGAUUGCUCAGCUCAUAACUCCUUCUGUUAUAAACCACAUCAUGUAUGCCAGUCGUGAUGGACAUGAGCUAGAAUUUCUGAAGAUUUGGGUUAUUUUCCAUAGUCCAAAAAAACAAAUCUCUCCUUCAGGGAACCUGGGCCCAGCAGAAGAAUUUUUAGCAAGAAUUGAUGUGGAAGUUGAUAGCCCAAGCCCUACUACUGUUAUUAAAAGUAUUGCUCUUCGAGCAAGAGUAGGAAUAGCUAGGAUACAUGCUCCAAAAGACUUGCAGAGUAUGCAUUUGUUUGCCAGUGUGGGUUCAUCAACAAAGCAAUUUCUGCCUUUGAAAAAUGCUGGAAAUAUUGAUGUCUAUUUAAAUAUUAAGAUUUCAGAUCAAUUCAGUUACUUUUCUGUAAACCCAGAGAAUCUUUUUCUUAAACCUGAAGAGGAACAAGAAAUUGCAGUUUCCUUUACUCCGAAGGAUUUCGAAACUUGUGAAGAAAGCCUCUUGAAAAUACUAGUGCAGCCAUCUGGGCCUCAGUAUGAAGUAGUGUUGAAAGGUGAAGUAGAUUCUUCAGGAAACAAGUAUCAGACAUCUGCUCCUUCAUCUCACUACUCAAAUGUUCCACCUAUUUUAUCUAACAAGCAGUUCAUGACAUGGGGAGGUGUUGCACUUGGAAGAACACAUCUUCAGAAACUAGCGCUCAGAAAUAACUCAUCAACUACAACUCAGCAUUUACGUCUGUUGAUAAGAGGACAGGAUCAAGAUUGCUUUCAGCUUCGUAAUACUUUUGGUUUAGAAGAACAACUAACAAGUAACUGUGAAAUCAGAAUUCAUCCAAAAGAGGACAUUAACAUCUUCUUAUUGUUUGCACCAACCCGAAUAUCUUGUAUGCUGGCUAAACUUGAAAUUAAACAAUUAGGAAUUCGAUCACAACCAGGCAUUAAAUUCAGUAUACCAUUGUCUGGAUAUGGAGGAACAAGUAAUCUCAUUUUGGAAGAAGUUAAAAAACUCUCAGAUAGUUACAUGAUCAGAGUAAAUGACCCAGUACCUGGAAAAGGAAAUAGAAUUGUUUUCUCUGUGAGAAAUACAGGUUCUCGAGCAGCCUAUGUUAAAGCAGUUUGUUUUAAGGACUCUCAAGCAAAAGUUAUUUUGGAUCCUCAAGUGAUGAGAAUUUUGCCAGAUAAGUUUGUGCUCAAGGAAAGAGCACAAGAGAUUAUCACUUUAAUAUAUAAUCCAACUGAAAAGGAAAAAAAUUGUCAAACUACAUCAUUAUUGUCAACAAUAUAUUUCUUUGGUGGAGAUGAAAUAUUGAGGCAACAAUAUCGAAGAGCUCUGUUACAUAAACCAGAUGUGAUAGAACAAAUACUUCCAGAACAUAGCUUGCUGAAGAACAUUUGUUUUGAUGAAGCAUUUCAAGAUGAGCAGCUAAUAACUGAAGUGUGUGAUCUUCCUGAACAACCAAAUGAUGAUGUCCAGUGCUUUUAUGGAAACAUGCAUAAGAUUAUUCUUUCUGUGAUUGGUGACUUUACUGAUACAAGUUCUAAUCUUAGUUCUCUUCAGAAUUGUUUACAACACGUCUUAGCUUCUAACAGCAAAUCCAGAAAUUCUGAGAAACAUAUCAACAAUGUUUCUUUGGAUGUUCUUCCAGUUAAAGGACCUCAAGGUUCUCCCCUUUCUUCACAAGCUGCUGCUGAAACAGGUCAAAACACAGUAAUUUUUCAACAAACGUGGUCUGUUCAACCUGAGCACUUAAUUCUGAAAGUACCUUCUGUUUGUGGCAUGACAAAAACUGGACAUAUACAUAUUUUAAAUAAUUCUGUUAGGUCACUGAAAUUUGAACUCUCUUGGCCAGCUCAUUGUCUCACAAUAACACCACAGCAUGGAGUUAUUGACCCAGAAAGUCGACUAUUAAUUCUUGUAAGUCCUAAUUCGUCACUUGCCAUAAAGCCCUCACCAGUUCCGUGGAGUGGUUUGAUCUAUAUACAUUGUGACAAUGGACAAAAGGUUGUAAAGGUACAAAUUAGAGAAGACAUUACUAAGGAAGGUCCUUCAACCGUCUUGGCCUCUAAACAAAUUUUAACAUCUGAGUCUCCAGUGAGUCAUAUGGUAAAACCAUUUACAAAACCACCCUCGACAAAAGUUGAAAUAAAAAAUAAAACCAUCACUUUUCCUGAAACAGAACCUGGUGAAACCUCAGAAAAUUAUCUAGAACUUGAAAAUCAUGGUGAUGAAGAAGUAAAGUGGAAUUUAUCAUCUUUUGCUCCACCUUAUGUCAAGGAUGUUGAUGAAAGUGGAGAUGUCUUUAGAGCUACUUAUACAGCUUUCAGAUGUUCCCGUAUUUCUGGUACAUUAGUAGGUCAUGGAAAACAAAAGGUUGCUAUCACUUUUUUACCAAGAGAUAGAGGGAAUUAUGCUCAGUUUUGGGAUGUUGAGUGUUUUCCCAGUGCAGCAUCUCACAUGAAACAUACAUUGAGAUUUCAGCUAUCUGGAUUAAGUGUCAGUCCAGAGAAUGGAUUUGAAAGAAUUUCCACAGAUGCUCUUGUAAAAACAGAUAAUCUAGCUAGGCCCAGAAGACGAGCUGGCUCUGAGGCUUGUAUUCCUACAACUCGGCAUGUUGAUUUGGCUCAGCGAGGCGUUUAUGCUCCACAAGAUAUAUACAUAUUUCUUCCAGCUAGAGUUGGAGAAACAAGAACUGUAAAAGUCAAUUUACGGAAUAAUUCUUUCUCUACUCACUUGUUGAAGUUUUUAAGUCCCAGAGAGCCUUUUUCCGUCAAGCAUUCCAAAUAUUCUUUGAGAGCUCAGCAUUAUAUCAACGUGCCAGUCCAAUUCAAACCAAAGUCAACAGGAAAAUUUGAAAGUCUCUUAGUGGUUCAAACAGAUGAAGGCAAAAGUAUUGGUAUUCGACUGGUUGGUGAAGCUCUUGAAAAAGUUUAACUGGAAAAGCAGUCUGUGUAAAAUAAAUUGUUAUGGUAGCUUCCUUUUUUCUAUGCCAAAAUAAUGCUUUUGUAAAUGUUUUGUAUUAUAAAUUGAGCUAUGUGUAACAAUUUUGUUUUUACCAUAAUAUUGAAGACUACUGAUAUAUCAUGUUUCUCUUACAUUAUUACACAUUUUUACAAAGGAGGAAAAUGUUCUAUUUUUACAUUGAUUAUGAUUUGCCAAUAAAGAUUGUAUUUAUUUUAAUGCACUAUAUUCAGAAAUAAAGUUUUCUUUAUUGCAAAGU
Molecule: messenger RNA, 9233 nt
Organism: Sarcophilus harrisii (Tasmanian devil)
Lineage: Eukaryota; Metazoa; Chordata; Mammalia; Dasyuromorphia; Dasyuridae
Gene: CEP192
Product: centrosomal protein 192
Exons: 47
Coding region: 1277-8947 (2556 amino acids)
Biological process (GO): centrosome-templated microtubule nucleation; centriole replication; centrosome duplication
Cellular component (GO): cytoplasm; centriole; pericentriolar material
Molecular function (GO): protein kinase binding
Source: RefSeq, a predicted model, not a curated record